Scleropages formosus (Asian bonytongue) is the source of this 695-nucleotide messenger RNA. Its product is annotated as centromere protein X-like. The coding region runs from base 37 to 366 and encodes 109 amino acids. The transcript is spliced from 5 exons. Gene Ontology annotation, molecular function: protein heterodimerization activity. Gene Ontology annotation, biological process: DNA repair; kinetochore assembly; replication fork processing. Gene Ontology annotation, cellular component: Fanconi anaemia nuclear complex; FANCM-MHF complex. Lineage: Eukaryota; Metazoa; Chordata; Actinopteri; Osteoglossiformes; Osteoglossidae. The record is from RefSeq and is a predicted model, not a curated record.
ACCGCACAGCGCGCGUUUGCUGAACGACUCAGAAGAAUGGAGGAAAGGACGACUGAAGUUGUUUUUAAAAAGGAGACUGUCGGCAAACUACUGUCACUCUUUUUCAAGGAUGAAAAAACUAAAGUCAGUGGUGACGCUGUCAUCCUAAUGGCCGAGAUGUUGAAGAUCUUUGUGGAAGAAGCAGCCCGGAGGUCUCAGAAGCAGGCGGCUGCGGAGGAUUGUGACGUUGUGGACAUUGAGCACUUUGAAAAGAUCCUGCCCCAACUGUAUAAUUCAAAUUUCAAGAUUUCAAGUACCCUGCUUUCACAUUUUCUGCCAGUUCCGAACAUACAAAUAGCUGCUGAUUUAAAUGCUUUAAAAAAAUGAGGGAUGUAAAUUAUAUACAGGUGUGGUAUUUGACAAACAGGGAAUUGUCAUGCUAUCAUGUUUAUAUAUUUUUUAAAAAAAUGUAAGGUCUUACAAAAGCUCUGCUCAGACACAGUUGCUUAUGUUGACUGUUGUGGCUUGCAGAAGAGAUCUCAGGCUUUGAAACAGGAUUUAUUGCCGGUGUACAUUAGGCAGGAGUAUCAGUAACUUAGACUGCUGUGAUAGGACAAAACUUGAUUAUCCAUGCAGCAAAAAUUCACACGCAACGGCUCAAGACGGCACACAACAGACAUGACACGUAACAAAUUACGACAAAAAUAACAGCUUGC